This is a messenger RNA of Penicillium bovifimosum, 630 nucleotides long. RefSeq names its product putative glutamine-serine rich protein MS8. NCBI's taxonomy places the organism in Eukaryota, Fungi, Ascomycota, Eurotiomycetes, Eurotiales, Aspergillaceae. The transcript is spliced from 3 exons. The record is from RefSeq and is a predicted model, not a curated record. Bases 1 to 630 code for a protein of 209 amino acids.
AUGGCGGCAGUAAUGCCGGUUACUAUGACCAGCAGGGCCAAGGAUACUACCCCCCCUCAGCAAGGCCAAUCCCCACAGCCGCAGCAGGGCUUCUACCUACCACAGGGUCAGCCCCAAUAUGGCCAGCAGCCACCCUAUGGUCAACAGGCUCCCCCAGCCUACCAGCCCUAUGACCAGCAGUACCAGCAACAGCAGGGCCCGCCCCAAGGUGGUCCAGGGUAUGGCUACGAAAAGCCUCAGGACCGUGGCCACUCGCCCUACCCUCCCCAGCAGCAGCAGUACCCGCAAGGUGGAGCUGGCGAGAGCUCCUCGUACUAUGGUGGUGCUCCGGGACAGUAUCAGCAAGGACCACCCGGCACUGUAGGACCCGAGGGCGAGAGGGGCCUUGGCUCCACGCUGCUUGGUGGCGCGGCUGGUGGAUUUGUGGGCAACAAGCUGGGACACGGCUUCCUCGGCACUGCGGGCGGUGCUGUUUUGGGUGCCGUUGGUGCGAACGUGGCCAGCCAUAAGCUUGGAAAGGAACACAAGAAGCACAAGAAAGACAAGAAGUAUAAGAAGGAAAAGAAGCAUAAGAAGAAGGGCUCUAGUUCGAGCUCCAGUUCCAGCUCCAGCUCUUCUGACAGCGACUAG